This is a messenger RNA of Solea solea (common sole), 3867 nucleotides long. It is a transcript of the gene plekhm1, whose product is annotated as pleckstrin homology domain containing, family M (with RUN domain) member 1. The transcript is spliced from 12 exons. The record is from RefSeq and is a predicted model, not a curated record. Bases 178 to 3444 code for a protein of 1088 amino acids. NCBI's taxonomy places the organism in Eukaryota, Metazoa, Chordata, Actinopteri, Pleuronectiformes, Soleidae.
AAAUGCUGCUAACACAAAGGGAGGAAGAGGAAAAAAUAUCUUCUUUGGCAUCACAUGCCACCCAAGCUCGCAUUACUUGUUGAUCCACCUUUAGUGUUAUAUCAUUUUACAAGGAAGCAGAGCUCAUUAGAUAAGCAUUGUGCCAUGUGGAAGUAAUACAUAUUCCCAGCAGCUGCCAUGCUAGCCACACAGAUGCCAGACAUGCCACCUGAGGCUAAAGAUGUCAAACAGAUUAAAGAGAAGUUGGCACAGUCACUCAAGGCCCUGCAGAAGCGAUAUGUGACAACAGAUGCAGUGGUAACCAGUGAAGAUGGUGAUGCCAACUUGCUCUGUUGCGCCCUGGAGGCCAUCUUCAUCCACGGCAUCAAGAGCAAAUACAUCCGCUCAGUGGCAGCGGGUCGGGUUAGGAAGGGAGAUCGGGGACCCCUCCCUCAGCCUUUCUUCUGGAGCCUUCUUAAGUCUGUCACCCACCGUGAUGUUAUCAAGGAGCUAGAGAAGAUCAGCUUUUUGGGAACAGACGUGGGUCGUUGCCGAGCAUGGCUGCGUCUGGCCCUCAACCACGGCCUGCUGGAGUGCUACCUCGCAUCGCUGUUCCGUGAGGACUCCAAGCUGCGUGCCUACUAUCAGCCCAGUGCCUUGCUCUUAAACCCUGAGGAGCGGGAAGUUCUGCUCAGCUACCUCCAAGGUCUGGCCUCACUUACAUUCAGCCUGUCUUACAAGUCAGCCGUUCUCAAUGAAUGGACCACUACACCCUUGGCUCUCGCUGGACUCUGCCCCUUGUCUCAGGCGGAUGCACUCGACCUGUCCAUUAAUGGCAAGGACCUUCCCAACUCCAACUCCCAAUGUAAAGAAUCAUGGGAUACAGUGUCCCAGUCAUCAGGCUCAUCAGAUGCCCUGGAUAUGCAGAGAGGGUGCCCGGUGUUGAUGGCAAAGGGGCCAAAUGAUUUGCAAGGGAGUAGGACUGCGUUAAACUCUUCUAAUUUAAGUCUGGAUACCACAGGCUCCUCUCAGCUCUCCUCCAGCUUGAGCUCAGAUAGCCUUCUGCAGGGGCAGGAACCCCGCAGCCUGACAGGAGAGCAGUGGUUGUCAUGUGACCUGGACCUGCCCAAUGUAAAUAUCAGCAAGAGGCCACAGAAAGAUUCACUGACUGGGGAGAGUGGGCAGUGCAGUCAAGACUCCAUGCGUGAAGACUCCUUUGUCUCAAGCACAGGACCAGAUCAGUUUUCAGAAACGGCUGUUUUCAGUGGUUCUGACAGUGAGACCCAGGAUCCCCCUACACCAUCCCAAGACCUUAAAGACCAGCCCUUGAACCACAUUCACUCUGAUUCACUGCCACUGACAACUUCUGUUGAUUUGCUGUCGUCUGUUGAGGACCACGUCAGCCACACUCCGUCUAAUGUGUGCAAAGAAACCUCUAUGGCAUCACACUUGGACUCUGACAUGCUCUCCCCAGUCGAUGAGCCUUUGGAGUCUGUGGAGGCAGUAAAUGCAGCUGAUGUUAAGGAGAGUAAUGAGCCUGUCCACAGUUUUCAGGGAGAGAAAGAUGAAGAAUGCUUAAAGAAGAGCAAAUCUGAGCCAUCGCUACACCCAGUUGCUCGCCGCUCUUCCAGCAUCCUGAGUAAGAAACUGUCCUCAGAUUCUCUGUCAUGUUCCCGCUCUUGGAUCUCUGAGGAAGAUAUCUACAAGCCUCACAUGGAAGUGGAGUCGGAGCAUGAGGAGGUGCCUCAACCUGCUCUGACACCAGAAGUCGAGGUUUCUCAGUCGCCUCCCAGUGUUGUUCAUCGCAGACAAAUAGGACUGUCCAACCCAUUUCGUGGCUUGCUGAAGCUCGGUCAUCUAGAGAGGCGGGGUGCAAUGGGCUUGUGGCGCGACCACUACUGCGAGCUGUCACCCUUUGAAUUCCGCCUGUAUGUCAACGCAGAGGAGAGGACGUGUUGCGACAACUGCUACCUUGUGCGCUGCGAGGAUGUUCGCAUCACCUCAUCCGAGGGCCGCUUUGAGGUGGCCUUUCCGGGCAAACGGCUGCACCUCCGCGCAGCCAAUCAUGAUGAAGCUGAGGACUGGGUGGACAGGAUAGUUGAAGCUGUCAACAAAUGCCGGCCAGCAUCUAAUGUUGAUGAGCAGUGGGAAGUCUUGCAACCAACCAGUGAAAAUGGUGUCGAAGAACGCACCUCAUCCCGAUCCUCUGCUCCAUCCAGCCCAGAAAAAAGGCUCAUAACCUCUGACACAAAGACCGGUGGAGGGAUUGAAGUACCUCCUCCUCCUCUACAGGAGUUCGACUGGACUCGGGCUGCUGAUUUGGAAACGGACGCCAUCAAAGAAGCCGUUUUGUACUUCUCCACAGAUGCUGAUGCUCGGACGUGGGCGCCUCUGAUCUUCUCCCUCUCUUUGGAGGCUUUAAAAGGCUUCCGGACAGAAGGCGGGAGAAAGGUUCUUCAGCUUACUUGUUCGAUUGAGGAAAUCCGGGAUGUGGUGCCUGAUGUGUCCCUGGGAGGACCAGCCUUUUUCAAACUCUUGACUUUAAAGAGUACCCUCAGAUUCAGGGCAGAGAACGCAGAUGAGGCUCGCAUGUGGAGGGUUUUGAUCCGUGGAGCUCUGGACUCUUACCUGGAGAGUGGAGAGGACGAGUGCUUUACAGAGCCAUGUAUGGGGGUGACUGGAAAUCUCCACAGACUGGUGCAGCACAGAUUAAAAGAAGACGGAGCUCUUUUAGUUCAUCUGUACACCGUGCACGCAGAGAAGGGACUGGACACUCAGAAUUUCAAGUGUGCAGGAUGUCCUCAGCAGAUUGGUCCGUCGCUGGGCAGAGCCAGGCUAUGCGAGUUCUCAGGCCAGCACUACUGUGACUCCUGUCACCACGGUGACACCACCAUCAUUCCCUCUCGUAUGGUGCACAACUGGGACAUCACACAGAGGGAGGUGUCUAGGAAGGCCCUUUGGCUGCUGGCUCAGGUAGAACAGGAGCCUCUGUUGAACGUGGAGCAGUUAAACCCUGGGUUAGUGAGUCAUUCCGAGUAUAUGGGUCAAGUACACAACUUGCGGCAGAGGCUGCGCCUCCUAGGCGACUACCUGCUCACCUGCCGCAGCGGAGCCUACAAGAAACUUCAAGCCAGAAUUGGGCAGCGGACGUACUUGUUGGAGUCGAGCCAUCUGUACAGUGUCUUGGACCUGAGACAGAUAGCAGACGGCGAAUAUGCAACUCACCUAAUGACACUGUUACAGUUCGCCACCACCCACGUGUUUCAGUGCGACCUGUGCACUCAACGUGGCUUCAUUUGCCAGAUAUGCCACUCUCAUGACACCAUCUUCCCCUUCCAGUUCGACAGUACCACCAGGUGUAAAGAGUGCAAAGCUGUGUUUCACCUGGCUUGUAAGACUCAUGGGAUCUCGUGCCCUCGCUGUCAGCGAAUGAGAAAAUACAGGGAGAGGGAUCUUCAGGACUGAGAGCAGCAUGGGCGAUGAGCAGCCCGCCACGGACGACUGUCUUUUUUUCCAGUAAACCAGAAGGCCGAUAGUGAGGAGAAAAAUGACAUAAAAGUCAAAUAAAGUCUAGCUUUUACAUGAAGUAACCUCAAGUGCAAUUAUGAGUGCAGAGCAACCUGCCCUAAAUGACCCUAACACCAAAGACAGAGGUGUAAGAGGCUCAGUGCUACAGUAGUCGUCAUCUCUUGCAGUAGAUUAGAGGGACAUUGAACCUCAUGAUGCCGACAUAAUGCAGCCAAAUAUUACUGAAUUGAAUACCUCUCUGAAUUCCGAUUCAGCCACGAAAUCGUAAGGACGACACGGCAAUUAAGGUUACUGCCACGAAUCGUAUCUGCUGCAUUUUUGUGUGUCUCAUUGUGUCAAAUACAGUCUGAAUGCAUCAUG